UGACGCUGCUGACGCCGCUCCUCCGCCAUCUUCAACUUCCUAUUGUUUGCAUCAGACUGAGGCUGUCUGCGGUGUGCGCGAGAGCAGAAUCGGCCACCGAUUUAUAAUUUAAUCGUAGAUACAGCCUUUACGUUCACGGUCGCCCCGAGUUCGGCACAAACCCUUUUUAUGUCAUUGGAUUAAAGAGCUCUCAGGACGCGACCACUCAACCGCGAUGAUGGAGGACGAUCAACCCAGAACCUUGUAUGUGGGGAAUCUGUCCAGGGAUGUCACCGAGCCCCUCAUUCUACAGGUCUUCACCCAAAUAGGUCCCUGCAAGAGCUGUAAAAUGAUAGUCGAUACGGCUGGAAAUGAUCCGUACUGCUUUGUGGAGUUCUAUGACCACAGGCAUGCUGCUGCCUCAUUGGCAGCCAUGAAUGGAAGGAAAAUAAUGGGUAAGGAGGUCAAAGUCAACUGGGCCACGACGCCAACCAGCCAGAAAAAAGACACAAGUAAUCACUUUCACGUCUUCGUUGGAGACCUCAGCCCAGAAAUAACUACAGAAGACGUCAAAGCUGCCUUUGGGCCAUUUGGCCGGAUAUCAGAUGCUCGUGUUGUGAAAGAUAUGGCUACAGGGAAAUCUAAAGGCUAUGGCUUUGUGUCAUUCUUCAACAAAUGGGACGCAGAGAACGCCAUCCAGCAGAUGGGCGGUCAGUGGUUAGGAGGCAGACAGAUCCGAACUAACUGGGCCACAAGAAAGCCCCCCGCUCCAAAGACCACCUAUGAAACAGGUAACUCCAAGCACCUUUCCUUUGACGAGGUAGUGAGCCAGUCCAGCCCAAGUAACUGCACUGUGUAUUGUGGCGGAGUCAGCACAGGACUUACAGAGCAACUGAUGAGACAGACUUUCUCUCCCUUUGGACAAAUCAUGGAAAUCCGAGUUUUCCCAGACAAAGGCUAUUCGUUCGUGAGGUUUAACUCCCAUGAGUCGGCAGCGCAUGCCAUUGUCUCUGUGAAUGGCACCUCAAUAGAGGGUCAUAUAGUGAAAUGCUACUGGGGUAAAGAGACCCCAGACAUGAUGAACCCGAUGCAGCAGAUGCCUCUGCCCCAGCAGAACAAGAUGAGCUUCCCUGCGGCGGCGGCGGCGGCCCAGCCCUACGGCCAGUGGGGCCAGUGGUACGGCAACGGGCCCCAGAUCAGCCAGUAUGUCCCGAACGGGUGGCAGGUCCCCACCUACAAUGUCUACGGCCAGGCCUGGAACCAGCAGGGCUUCAAUCACUUACCGGCCAGUGCUGGGUGGACUGGCAUGAGCGCCAUCAGUAACGGUGGGGUUAUGGAGCCCACACAGGGAUUGAAUGGGAGUAUGCUAGCCAACCAGCCUGGUAUGGGAGCCGCAGGAUACCCCACACACUGAUAGGUGGGCAGCGGGGGGGGGGGGGGGUUUCAGCUUCGUAUUGGCUGUACGGUGCCUCGCUGGGCUUUGUAACACCGCCUCCACUUGUGGCAGGACUAAGACUUUUACUGGGAUGUGGAACCUUAUGGGAAGGGAUUUCAUGGUGGUGGUGGUGGUGG
Pungitius pungitius (ninespine stickleback) is the source of this 1551-nucleotide messenger RNA. Its product is annotated as cytotoxic granule associated RNA binding protein TIA1-like. Lineage: Eukaryota; Metazoa; Chordata; Actinopteri; Perciformes; Gasterosteidae. Bases 215 to 1393 code for a protein of 392 amino acids. The record is from RefSeq and is a predicted model, not a curated record. Gene Ontology annotation, molecular function: RNA binding. The transcript is spliced from 12 exons.